Zingiber officinale is the source of this 1141-nucleotide messenger RNA. Its product is annotated as probable aquaporin PIP2-6. Gene Ontology annotation, molecular function: water channel activity. Gene Ontology annotation, cellular component: plasma membrane. The coding region runs from base 68 to 916 and encodes 282 amino acids. NCBI's taxonomy places the organism in Eukaryota, Viridiplantae, Streptophyta, Magnoliopsida, Zingiberales, Zingiberaceae. The transcript has 4 exons. Gene Ontology annotation, biological process: transmembrane transport. The record is from RefSeq and is a predicted model, not a curated record.
GCGACCAUCGCCCCUGCGCUUUUAGGUUUGAAGAACGCAGAGAAGCAGCUGAAGCAGUGGGCGAAUCAUGUCGAAGGAGGUUAGCGUGGAGGCCGAGCAACCGCCGGCGAAGGACUACUCGGACCCACCGCCGGCGCCGUUGCUGGACCUGGGCGAGCUGCGCCUCUGGUCCUUCUACCGAGCGCUCAUAGCCGAGUUCGUGGCUACGCUGCUCUUUCUCUACGUCACCAUCGCUACCGUCAUCGGCCACAAGGAGCAGAACGCCGUCAACCAGUGCGACGGUGUUGGCUUGCUCGGCAUCGCUUGGGCCUUCGGCGGCAUGAUCUUCAUUCUCGUCUACUGCACCGCAGGCAUCUCAGGUGGGCACAUCAAUCCGGCGGUGACGUUCGGGCUUUUCCUGGCGCGGAAGGUGUCUCUGGUACGGGCGGUGCUGUACAUAGUGGCGCAGUGCUUGGGCGCCAUCGUCGGGGUGGGCAUCGUGAAGGGGAUCAUGAAGCACCCCUACAACUCGCUGGGCGGCGGGGCGAACCAGGUUAACUCCGGCUACUCUAGAGGCACGGCUCUCGGCGCCGAGAUCAUCGGUACCUUCGUCCUCGUCUACACCGUCUUCUCUGCCACCGACCCCAAGCGCAGCGCCCGCGACUCCCACGUCCCCGUACUGGCGCCGCUCCCCAUCGGCUUCGCUGUCUUCAUGGUGCACCUCGCCACCAUCCCCAUCACGGGAACCGGCAUCAACCCCGCCCGGAGCCUCGGUCCCGCCGUCAUUUAUAACCAGGACAAAGCCUGGGAUGAUCAGUGGAUCUUCUGGGUGGGUCCGCUGGUCGGAGCCCUGGCGGCGGCGGCGUACCACCAGUACAUCCUCCGGGCAGCUGCCAUCAAGGCCCUGGGAUCCUUCCGGAGCAACCCCACCAACUAAGUCUCGAAAGCCUUGGUCUUUCUUGUUUGCUUUCAUAACUCGUGUGUGUGAGGGAGAGGACCGGUCUCCGUUCCCUUAUUUCAUUCUGUCUCUGUUUCCUAUCCCUUUUCUUCUGCUUCUUCUUCUGGCUUCUUCUUCUUCGUCUGGUUCCUUGUCCUGUGUAAAUCUGUAACGUUUGUUAACUCAACUGGGAGCUCAUUAUGGAUGGUUCAUGGUUGAUGGUUA